GACUUUAAUCCAACGCGUAGAAUGAAUCACAGGAAUCGUCCAUCCAACGGUGGAGAUCUGCUCACCUCGCUCUAUAAAUAGGUGCAUUCUGGAGAAAAACUGUUCACACCAAAGAAAAGAAAUUUUCCCCAGCCAUUCUCUCUCAAACUCUUCAGCCUUCCUCUCGAAACUCAAAUCCUUUCUUCAUCAAUUUCAAUCCUUCUCCUCCCGAUCUUCUCUUCCAUCUGGUAGAUUCAAUCUCUUCUUUUCUCUGAACUUUCAGAUCUCCAACCCACCAUCAUCAUCCUUAAUCCCUUUAACAACAACUCCUUCAAACACCCGACAACUUUACUCUUCGAUCUUCACAUCCCCUCAACCCAUCACCAUGGAACCACGAACUCUGCAACUGAUGGAGCUACAAACCCAGCAACAAAUCGAGGAUGGAGGAAACAACCAAGCAGCCGGGAGUAGUGCCAACACAGAUUUCUGGCGAAGCCGUGCCAGGUGGGUUCCUACUCCAGAUCAAAUAAGGAUCCUCAGGGAUCUUUACUACGACAAGGGAGUUAAGACCCCAACUACAGAGCAGAUUCACGAGAUCUGUCUCCAGCUGCAACAGUAUGGACAGGUUGAGGGCAAGAACAUUUAUUUUUGGUUCCAGAAUGUCAGGGCUCGAGAGAAGCAGAUGAAGAGGUGCAGUCAGGCUGCUCAAGUGCCCAUGGGAACUAGUUCUCCUGGUACUGGUGGAUCCAUUGAUCUCAAUUUUGGGUCCACUGGUUCUACUGGUGCUGGUGGAUCCAUCGACAUCAAUUUUGGGCCAGCUGGUGGAUCCAUUGACAUCAAUUUUGGGUCCACUAGUUCUACUGGUGCUGGUGGAUCCAUUGAUCUCAAUUUUGGUUCCACUGCUUCUACUGGAGGACAAUCUUCCAUGGAACAACGAGGAGGAGUUCGCCAGGAGUUUGAAACUCUUCCUCUGUUCCCCGUGCACGGCGAGGACGUCUAUGGUAACCCGAAGACUACUUCCGAGGAAGGUAGCGCAUAUGAUUACUAUUUCGGUGGCGCAGGCGGUUACAACCGUGGAUCUCCAGUUUCUCUUGAGCUCAGCCUCAACCCAUCCGGAGCUACUGAUUAGGCUUAGUAUAGCGUAGUUCCAAUUUCCUUUUUGUAAUAUUAAAUCAAUAAGAUGGUGUGCAUGUUCUCUUUUCUUUUUGUUUAACCAACAACAACACCAAGGAUCGAACCUUGGUCACCCAAUACUAUUUUCAAAACCAUAAACAACUCUACUGCACACAUCUUUCAUAAUGAUGCAAUAAAAACAAUCACUCAAAAAGAAUCCAACAAUCAAUUAAGUCGCAUCGAGGUCUAGCUAGUAUCCUCUGAGUCAAACCAAACACAAACAAUUUCAUCGAUAGGAUUAGGGAUUUAUAAAGCUAAACACAUCCUGAGUUAGCUAGGAAAAACCCACGUCUUUAGAGUUACUCUUACAAAUCUUAUAAAAUCUCAACCAUUUCCUCUAUUAAUUGCUCCAUUAAACUUACCACAAUUCAUACCCUAUGAAUUUACGAUUUAGAAACCGAAUCAAACUCCAUAUCGCAUAGUAAUUCACUUGAACCACUAUGGAUACCCAACAAUGUCACUACAAUCAAUACCCAAAAUUGCACUUAACCAUUUCUCCUAAAAUCCAUCACCACAGAAACACACCCUCAUCUAAUAACAUUUACAGAGAGUUGACUCUAAAUCUCCCCAUUAUUUACCGACCAAGAUCAAACUCCAUUUCAAAACUUUAAGUGUCCCGCCUACUUAAACUUAAAACACAAACAACCUCAAAUUCACUUCAGUCCAACUCCAUACUACGAUCCAAAACUUAAGAAAACUAGUUCACAAAAUCAAUUUCCUUCACUUAAAUAAAACUAUGUCCACAAGUCAUAGUCAGGUCAACAGACCAAGGUGUCCAAACGGAGAAUUUCCAAUCCAGUUGUCUUUGUGAAACGCAAAAUAUCAAUCAAAAUGAUGCUCGCAACAUCAACCACGUAUACAAAACAUGUUCCUCGGAUCUCGAUUUAAAUUUAGAAAUACUAAAACUACCACUAGUCCCACUUCAAAUAGCCCUUAAGAUUUUAGGUACUCGGAGAGAACUCAAAUAUA
Messenger RNA from Rosa rugosa (rugosa rose), 2121 nucleotides. Its product is annotated as protein WUSCHEL-like. The coding region runs from base 365 to 1108 and encodes 247 amino acids. The transcript is spliced from 2 exons. NCBI's taxonomy places the organism in Eukaryota, Viridiplantae, Streptophyta, Magnoliopsida, Rosales, Rosaceae. Gene Ontology annotation, biological process: plant organ development. The record is from RefSeq and is a predicted model, not a curated record. Gene Ontology annotation, molecular function: DNA-binding transcription factor activity; DNA binding.